AUGGAGCGUGAGCUUCGUCUGAAGGCGUUCGUCGAAGAAUAUAGUCGUCUUGUUCAAUUAUUCGAUGAUAUAAUGACAAUGAAGGAAUCAAUGAUGCGUUUAGAGACUUAUAUGAUCAUCAUGGUGUGUCAAGUAGCAGCAGCAAUGAUCGCUGGAAGUUUUUUUCUUUUGUUUCGAUUUUGUCAACACCAAAAACAUCGAGGAGAAUAUGAGUUGGAACAUCGUUUCGAACGAGAAGCCUCAAACGCCACAAAUAAGGAGCCAGCUAGACGUUCCGUCGCGUAG
Molecule: messenger RNA, 285 nt
Organism: Auanema sp. JU1783
Lineage: Eukaryota; Metazoa; Nematoda; Chromadorea; Rhabditida; Rhabditidae
Source: the annotation of a GenBank genome assembly